AUGAAGGAAAACAAGGAAAACGAAGGUACGGAGAGUAGUGAAAAAAGAAUUAAAAAAGAUAAAUAUCUAAAUGAAUUUGGAAAUCAAACCAGUUUCCAUGGAUUUCGUUAUGUAACAGAACACUCUCAAUUGACAAUACGAAGACUAUUGUGGUUUUUACUUAUUUUGGCGUGUUUUGGAGGUCUUCUUUUUCAAAUAGUAGACAGAGUUGCAUAUUACUAUGGAUGGCCUGUUACAGUCAACGUUGUUGUCAAUUAUAACAACACUCUUCAAUUUCCUGCUGUUACAAUAUGUAACCAAAACGCCUUCAAAGCAUCCUUAGCUGCAGAACAUGGCUGGUAUGAACUGAUAGAUCAAAUGUUUUCUUCGCAUCGAACACAAGGUAUUGAGAAAUAUAUACGGAAUAGCAUGUAUGAAAAUAUCAGUUUGGAAACAUUAUACCUUAACACUGCACACGAAAGGGAAGAUUUUAUUUUCAGAUGUUCUUGGAAAGGAAUACCCUGCAAGCAAGAUGACUUCGAUAAAAUAUUGACAGAUCACGGAGUAUGUUUUACAUGGAGUAGUAAAGAUAAUGACUAUGUGUCCUCUCCAGGCGUUGAAAAUGGAUUAAAAUUAAAACUGAAUGUAGAACAGUACGAAUAUAUGCCAGGACCUCACAAUGCAGCCGGUAUUAAAAUUCUGAUUCACGAUAGAUUGGAGAUACCAAUGGUGCAUGCCUUGGGACAGGCCAUGUCAACAGGGGCAAAUGUUUUUACAAGUGUGCAGUUGAUGAAGGUUGUAAAUCUACCUUCUCCACAUGGUGUAUGCAGUAGCAGAGAACUAAACUUUAUAGACAGAUACUCUCAGGGAGAUUGUAAACUGGACUGUCUCUCACAUACAGCUGCAAAAAUAUGUGGAUGUAGACAUAUUUAUAUGCCGUCAAAGAACGGUCUGUAUUUACAUUUCAGUUUUUAUAUCAAUGGUAAAAAGUCAUCGCAUAUAGUAAAUAAAAGACAAAAUAACGAAAAUUUUGACGUUGUAGGUUACCCACCAGUUUGUACAAUUGGACAAUACUACAGCUGUUUAAAACAGAUAUUAGAUGACUUUCCAAGUCGGUAUGAAGAAGAUUGUAAUUGCCCAGUUCCGUGUAAAUCUAAUGCAUAUCACAGCGAAAUUUCAUAUGCAUCAAAUUCAAAAUUUGCUGGAAAGAAGUUUAUUUCAAAGAAUUUAACAGAGAUACUUAUCAACAAGUUAAAGAAUGCAAAGGAAGUUACUUCCCGAAUGGAUGGCGAUUCAUUUCAAAAAUUUAAAGACCUUUACACAAUUUUUCAUACAAAAUUAUCUGUUCUUGAAAUUAAAUUGUUAGAAGAUUUAACGAGUUUAUUAAGUGUGUUAAAGGUGCGAUUGUCAGCUAGUUUUAACCAUUUACGAUCUGUAUGUACAUGGAAGAAAUGGUUGUAUAGAUAUCAAGAGUAUGUUGUUCUCAAGAACUUCAUUCGACCGCGUGAUGCCUUUGAAGAAUCCAAUAUCCAUAUCAUUUCGCUUGCAUUCAACGAAUAUGUUUUAACGAUAGAAAGUAACCUUAGAUCGUUGAAUUCCACUGUCUUCCUUGACACGUCUGUACGCGAAUUUCUUUAUCAACAAACUGUUGAUAAAUUAUUAAAUAGACAAGAAAUAGUCAGACGAUCUCAAAUAAAUUUUGCUCAACUAGGAACGGCGUAUCGUGAAGGCGUGGGAAUAUUCAACUAUACAUACGACUAUGCACCAAGGUCACAUAAUGAUUACGCAGUUCCAGUUUAUUUGUUGAAAGAAUCCUUAUCACAUAAUAAGUAUGCCGUAAAAUUUACUAACCGCCUUGAAUACUGUUUAAAUAGUACAUAUGACAUUUUAACCUAUUUUAAAGAACUAGUUGACAAAACAUAUGCAAGCAGAAAUCUGACCGAAGAAGACAUCAUUCAAGGGAGCGACGAUUUUCGAUCUGUAAUGGGAAGUUUUAGUUUUUCAAAAGCAGUUACAUAUUAUGAAGUCAUAGAAAGACCAUAUCGUAUAUUACAACAAAGAUAUUUAGAGUUUGAAAAGAUAUGUUUCUCAGCAGAAACAGACAUACACACGGUCGAAGAAGCUGUAGAUUCCUUAACAGAAACCAUUAUUUCGUUUAAUAACACAUAUUUUGAACCACUUCAUCUUAUUAGUUCUGUAAUUGAUCGUUAUUUGUCUAAUUUUGACGGCGAAAAAUUGGUGAUUGGAAAACAGUUUUUAUCAGAUUUAAAAACAUUUGAAGAUGUUAAAGAAAUAAUAGAUAGUAAUUAUACAGAACUUCAAGCUAUGAUAACAUUGUAUGAGACAGUUGGUGAAGACGGAACAGCGUUCCUGCAAUCUUUCACAUACCUAAAAGAAUAUUUUUCGGCAUACAAUGAAAUGAUGGACAUUAAUAAUGAAUUUAUCAAGGAAAAUUUUAUGCAACUUGACUUAUAUUAUAAACAAAUGAGCUAUGAGGAAAUUACACAACAGAAGGCAUACGAUUCAUUUGCUCUUAUCUGUGAUAUUGGAGGAUCUAUGGGACUUUUUCUGGGAGCCAGUUUACUGUCUUGGUGUGAAAUAUUGGAUUUGUUUAUCAUAAAUUUUAUGUUACCAAGAAAUAGGCCUCAAUAAUGAAGCAAUCUAUUUAUACCUCUCUCAAAAACAAUAGAACUAAUGUCGUCGUACCUAGCGCUGCAUUUGUCAUGAUUCUAUUGUAAGCUCCUGAUCAUUGAAAGAAAACAAAAUCUACAUGAUAUCAAAGUAGUCAAUGUAUGUUAUAUCGGGUUUUCUAAUUUGGUUUAAAUAUUUAUCAAAGGUACAAGGAUUAUAAUUUAUUACGCCAGACGCGCGUUUCGUCUACAUAAAGCCUCAUCAGUGACGCUCAAUUCAAAAUAUUUAUAAAACCAAACAAGUACAAAGUUAAAGACUAUUGAGGAUAUAAAAUUCGAAAAGUUGUGCCAAAUACGGCUAAGGUAAUCUAUGCCUGGGAUAAGAAAUUCCUUAGUUUUUCAAAAAGUUCAAAAUUUUGUAUACAGGAAAUUUAUGAAAAUGACCACAUUGUUGAUAUUCAUGUCAACACCGAAGUGUUGACUACUGGAAUGGUGAUUAAAACUACUUAUUUGUUUUUAAUUUGACCUUGAAUAAAUUAUUUUGGCUCAAUGUAAAAAAACGUUUGUCUCAGAAAAAAUCCAUUUAAUUCAUCAAUUCAGCAAUAAUCUUGACGAUGUUUUUUUUUCUUUCAGAAAAUGAAUUUAAUUGUCUCACAUAAUAAAGUCAUGUUUGAUAUAAAGGGCUUGACUACAAUAUUGCCUAUGAAUUAAAAUCAUGUAGCAACUCAAUUUUAUUUAUUUGAACUGUUAAUAUUAAGACCAAUAGAUAAUUACUCACUGAAAUAUUACAUGAUGUACAUGAAUAUAUUCAAUUAGAAACAUUAUACAUCUCCAACCAUGUAAUCUUACUGUUGUCAUAUACUGUUUAAAACUCGAUUUAUUAUAAUUUCCAAAAGUUUUACAUCACUUUUGAAUUAACAACUCUUGGUGUCGAACCAAAGCCUGUGAAAACAGUGUUAUCGCACAUACUCUUGAAUACUGAAGUACAAAUUAUUGGGAAGUAAUAAAUAGUAAAACCUAUAUAACAGCCAUUUUACUGGUAUGCUCAUUUAUGGGCAUUAUGUUUGAUGGUGUGUCAGUCUGUCUGUUUGUCAGUUGAACAUAGAAAAUUAUUGUUUAUAUGUACUUUUAUGUAUAAAAUACAUGGUUACAAAAUACAAAAAAAAAAAUAACACGUUUACACCUUAUUUCAUUUUAAUAUUCUGUCAUGGUUGUAAUAACAUCAUUUCAAACACAAACGCAAUCCCAAUUUAAUAUUCUUAAACGUGUCGAUAAAUGAAACAAAUCUUUUAUUUGCUAGAAAUUUACUUGUAAAAAUAUGUGCAUCACACAAAAUACAUCGCUUUUUGUAAAGUUAUCCAUGUUUAUGAUGCACAGCGUCUAUUUUGUUUUUUUGUGUUUUAUAAAAUGACCAUAAACCCACUUAAUUAUGGUAUGGUAUUUCUGACCUGAUACUAAGUACUUUGUAUUGCUUAAUUCUUUAGAAUUUAAUACCAGUUCCCUGUAACCAUCAAAAUUGUGUGGCCACGCAUAUUCUUCAAUUUUCUUUA
Messenger RNA from Mytilus trossulus (common blue mussel), 4159 nucleotides. RefSeq lists its product as uncharacterized. Gene Ontology annotation, biological process: sodium ion transmembrane transport. Gene Ontology annotation, cellular component: plasma membrane. Gene Ontology annotation, molecular function: ligand-gated sodium channel activity. NCBI's taxonomy places the organism in Eukaryota, Metazoa, Mollusca, Bivalvia, Mytilida, Mytilidae. The coding region runs from base 1 to 2631 and encodes 876 amino acids. The record is from RefSeq and is a predicted model, not a curated record. The transcript is spliced from 11 exons.